AGUGCUAGACUGGAACAGUAUCAAAUCUGACCACCUUCUGGAGAGCUGGGUGCUGCUGUUUCUCCAGCCCUGCCCUCAGCGAGUCACUGCUGAAACCGAGUGGAGCGCAGACAGGCGGACAGCCCGCCGCCCUGCCCCCGCUCUGAGGCUGCGCUUCCCCGGGUUCUGCUGCUGAGACUCCGCGGAUGGUGGAGCGAUGAGUCCCGCGGAUUCCUCCCCACACGCCUGCGCCUGCCUGCGAGACUGCUUGUGGACCAGCGGCCACCUGUUCUUCUCAUGCACCCCAAAGGUGGCUGCCACCCCACGCUGCCAGACUGGCUGUGCCUCAGCUUUGUGACCUCCUUGAGGCUGCUCCCUGGCCACUGCUCCAACUAGACUGAUCACCACCUUCCCCGUCUGCUGGCUGCCUUUCCCCCCCUGCUGCUCUCUCUGUCCAUGGCUGGCCUUCUGGGAUCUGUGUUCCUCCUGGUCCUGCAGACGUAUGCUGCUCCUCCAGAGUUCAUCCAGGUGUGGCCUGGUGCCUCCACCCCAGGACCUGGACACCUGGCUAACGAGACAGUCACGCCUUCCCUGGUGCCUCCCCCGGGCACCAGCAAGCACACCCCCCACAGCAUCAUCAUAGGUGUCCGUAAAGGAGGCACCCGCGCUCUGCUGGAAAUGCUAGACAUUCAUCCAGAAGUAGCGGCGGCAGCUACCGAAGUUCACUUCUUCGACUGGGACGAGAACUACGCUAAGGGUUUGGAGUGGUACCGCGAGCUCAUGCCCUAUUCCUACCCCCACCAGAUCACCAUAGAAAAGACGCCGGGUUAUUUCACCUCCCCCUUAGCUCCGGCACGCAUCCGUGCCAUGAACUCCUCCAUUAGACUCCUACUGAUCCUGCGGGACCCUGCUGAGAGGGUGAUCUCGGACUACACGCAGGUCUACUUCAACCGACUGGAAAACCACAAGCCUGUGCAGGCCAUCGAGAACAUGCUGGUCAGGAACGGUGGUCUGAACACUCGCUACAAGGCCAUUCAGCGCAGUCUCUACGACGUCCACAUACGGAACUGGCUCCUCCACUUCUCCCUGGACCAGAUCCACAUCGUGGACGGAGACACGCUGAUCCACGACCCCUUGCCUGAGCUGCAAAAGGUGGAGCGCUUCCUAGAGUUGCCGCCGCGAAUCAUAGCCUCCAACUUUUACUUCAACCAGACAAAGGGCUUCUACUGCAUCCGCAGCGACGGCAGAGAGCGCUGCCUUCACGAGUCCAAAGGACGUCCUCACCCACCCGUGAACAGCACCGUCCUCCAGCAGCUCCGCUCCUACUUCCGCCAGCACAACCGCAACUUUUUCCGGCUGGUCGGGCGCACUUUUAACUGGCACUAGUGCAGGAAAGGAGUUCGCUGAGCCUGCCAAGCCGGGCUGGCUUCCUUUCCUUUCCGUCCAAGUCCAGUUAGAGGGCUUAAUGACAGCAAUGCUGAGCAGGGGUGCAGAUGGAAGCACUUUACAAACUCCCUCCUUUCCCAGUACAUCUCCUCAAUGCCUUUGAACUCGAGUUCCGAGUCUGUAGAUUAACUUAACUUUGCAGUCAUGAAAUUGUAACGGUUAUGAAAAUAAUUCAUGGGACCCCCUCAAGCAUUGAUCCUCUGUAUUAUGCGCAGGUUCUUGGAGGAAGACUGAGGCAAACAAUUUUGUGAACUCAUUUGAGUAUGUUUUUUUUUUUCUUCUUUGUUUGUUUGAUAUACUUGUACUUGAUAAUAAAUGGUUGCUUUCGAAACUGAA
Molecule: messenger RNA, 1761 nt
Organism: Astyanax mexicanus (Mexican tetra)
Lineage: Eukaryota; Metazoa; Chordata; Actinopteri; Characiformes; Acestrorhamphidae
Gene: hs3st1l1
Product: heparan sulfate (glucosamine) 3-O-sulfotransferase 1-like1
Exons: 2
Coding region: 436-1365 (309 amino acids)
Molecular function (GO): [heparan sulfate]-glucosamine 3-sulfotransferase activity
Source: RefSeq, a predicted model, not a curated record